AUGUCUGCGACGAGCGAACCUUUCUAUCUCCGAUACUACUCUGGGCAUAUGGGUAGGUUCGGGCACGAAUUCCUUGAGUUUGAUUUCAGAGUUGUGGGAGAUGGAAGAAGUGCAGUUGCGAGAUACGCGAACAACUCCAACUACAGGAACGAUAGUCUCAUUCGCAAAGAAAUGUGUGUGAGCUCAUCUAUUGUGGAGGAGAUAAAACGCAUUAUCAAAACGAGCGAAAUAAUCAAAGAGGAUGAUUCCAAGUGGCCACAGAAGAACAAAGAUGGCCGCCAGGAAUUGGAAAUCAGACUUGGGAACGACCAUAUUUCCUUCGAGGUCAUAUUGAAACGGCUUAUGGCGAUGGUAUCGGCGCAGUUGGCACUUGGGUGCACAAUUGGGAACUUUGGCGCGGAGCAACACCGACCUCGGGUAAUCGGGCUCGAUUCAGUAUACUACGAAGCAAUCACUCCCAACGCCAAAGAAUUCUCCAAAGUCGCAAAACUCAUGGAGCGCUAUAAAUUACAUGAUUUUCUAGGUCCUUAUUUGCAAUAUGCAGCUAUUUGGUUGGAGGCGAUUAGUGUCCCUGUCAGCCCUUCGUACGAUAGUGUACUACCUAAAACUAGACCUAUUAUCUCUGCCUUUACUUAG
This is a messenger RNA of Metarhizium acridum CQMa 102, 636 nucleotides long. NCBI's taxonomy places the organism in Eukaryota, Fungi, Ascomycota, Sordariomycetes, Hypocreales, Clavicipitaceae. The record is from RefSeq and is a predicted model, not a curated record.